Messenger RNA from Dracunculus medinensis (Guinea worm), 1461 nucleotides. The record is from the annotation of a GenBank genome assembly. Lineage: Eukaryota; Metazoa; Nematoda; Chromadorea; Rhabditida; Dracunculidae.
AUGGCGAAUACGAGAAGUCGACGAAGCGCGAAUGCCGCCGAUAAUCUCAAUCCGGCAAUGAUUUAUUUAUUGGAUACAAUACGAUUAAAAGGGGAAUUGCAAUUGAGGGGUUUGAAAACGACGGGGAAUAAAGGCAUUUUAGCCGAUCGCUUGCAGGAUGCAGUUUCUCAAGAGCGUUCUUUGCCUUUGGGCAGCAAAGUUCUUGGCGAUAUGGAGGAAAAACAGCGCUUAAAAAGAUUUGCCGAGAAAAAGAAUGCCAAAAGUGAUUCGCCUUUUUGUACUAACAAAGUUGAAUUUGAAGAUGAUCUAAAUGAACAAGAUGAGCAAGCAAGAACCAAUUUCCCAAAUGAAUCUGCUGCGGAAGAUGUGAAAGAUAUCGCAGAAGCUCGUAUGGGUGAAGAAAAAAAGUUUUUCGACAAUAAUAAACUACCAAAAAGCACCAAUAUGAAUUCAAAAGAACCAAAAAAGGUUGAUGAAAAAGAAAAAGAAUCUACGAAGUCGAAACAAGCAGUUAAUGAAAAAAUUAGCGAGAAAAAAGAAUGUGUAAACGUCCGCAAAAAACUUCCGCUACGACUACAAUCUCCCGUUGAUGUAUUGGAUUCGAUUUUUGAUCAACAAGCAGAACUUUUGUCGAACAAAUUUAAAUCAGAACAACAAAAAGCUACUGAGCGACAAAACUUGGAAAUGAUGAAACGUCGGCAAAGUGUGGCACCUUUCUCGCAAAUGUCUGCUUCGAUUGAAAGGCGUAGGCAAACAAAUGAAUGUUCGAAAGCUAAUGUGGACAUUCAUUCAUCACCAGUUGAUCAGUCAUUGAAUGUUGAAAAUGUGCUAGGUAGAAGAGAUUUGCUGAUGGAGCUUCCAGCUCCUCCACCAUUUCCAGUAUUGGAAGAAGCAGUUGAAUCCUCAUUAGCAAGUACUGAAUUCAAUAAUAAAAAAGGUGAAAAACUUAACGAAGAUAUUAGGGAAAAAAUCAUCGAGAAUUUUGUCGAAAAUCACGUGAAAGCAAGCUUAUUAGCAGUGGAAUCUUCCUCGCUAAGUCCAGACUUUAAAUUUUCUACCAUUGAUUCACCAUCUGCAUCCACUGCUCCAACCUUUGUUGUGCAAGCUAUUUCAAGUCGAUUGAAAGAAACUGAAUUUCAUAAUAUGAUGAAAAAUAAUUCAUCAGAUUGUAUUAGAAAAAUUAUAUCAGCAACAGAUGAAGAAAAAGUUAUGUUACAAAAGGGAUUUGUGAAGGAUAUUCCCUUAUCGAUAAAUUCAGCUACAUAUAUAAAUAUUGAAACCUUAAACUGUACUAAAAUUGCCGAAAAUCAAACAACUUAUGGUGAUAAUAAUGAAUUUUUUAUCGAAGAAGUAGCUUAUACUAACCCACCUGCUGAAAUGCUUAUUAAAACCUUGCUUGAUGAAUUGGUAGAAGCGGUUUGUAACGUUCAUUUAGGCGACAUUCACCUUUUUUCUACUUGA